AUGGCCCCUAACACAAUCGAAGUUCCUCAACUACCCAUCCCAGGGCAGGAUAACUCUCUAAGACAGCCACAGAUGGUUAGUAUCGAUGCACCAACCACCGACCAAUAUAACAGUCAACAGAAGACGGGGAUGGACCUUUACUUUGAUAAAACUUUAGAAUACAUGGACAGACAUCCUAUUAUAUCUGGUAUUGGUGGGUUUGUCACUCUGUAUGCUGCAGCAGGCUUGUAUAGGUCCGUGAGGAUUCGAAUGAAUGGUGGUAAAGGGGUGUCCACUUUUGCGAAAGGUGGGUUUGAUUCUAAAAUGAAUGUUAAAGAAGCCCUUGCGAUCCUAAAUUUGAAGGAGAGCACGUUGACCAGGAAGAAAGUGAAGGACGUUCACAGAAGGAUCAUGUUGGCUAACCACCCUGACAAAGGUGGUUCUCCUUACUUGGCUACAAAGAUCAAUGAAGCCAAGGAUUUUCUAGAAAAGAGAGGGAUUAGGAAAUAG
Eremothecium cymbalariae DBVPG#7215 is the source of this 489-nucleotide messenger RNA. It is a transcript of the gene PAM18, whose product is annotated as Pam18p. Gene Ontology annotation, molecular function: ATPase activator activity. Gene Ontology annotation, cellular component: PAM complex, Tim23 associated import motor. The record is from RefSeq and is a predicted model, not a curated record. Lineage: Eukaryota; Fungi; Ascomycota; Saccharomycetes; Saccharomycetales; Saccharomycetaceae. The transcript has a single exon. Gene Ontology annotation, biological process: protein import into mitochondrial matrix. The coding region runs from base 1 to 489 and encodes 162 amino acids.